GUUUUUUGUUUUCUUCUCCGAUGCUCUGUUUCCUGAACCGUGUUUUCGAGAGGAAGAAGACGAAGAAUCGGUGAGAACCUUCGACAAGAAUCGAUCUGAUUUCGGAGUGCAUCGGCCAUGGAUUCCUCCUAUUACAGCCAUAGAUAUGGCCAAUGGCAUGGUCCUUUCCCUCCUCGUCCCCCUCCUCCUUCGUCUUCUUCCCCUUCUUCUCUUCCUUCGCCGCGUCCUCAAUCCUACCCCGGAAACCCUAAAUCAAGCAACAAUGGCGACCUCCAUCAGAAUUACCAGCGUCUCUCCCAUCGACACGUGCUUCCGCCUCCGCCGCCACCUCCUCCUGUGGUUAAUCAGCCGCGGUCGUACUACUCAGCCCAGGAGUACCACGCUCUGCCGCCUCCGCCUCCUCCUCCUCCACAGCAUCACCGGUACGAUUCUCAGCAACUUACUUAUGAGUCUCCUAGGAUGUCGUCGCUGCCGUCUCAGUCUUCCUCGUGUACGGAAUCUCGAGGUGUGCCCCAGUCUGCUUGGAUUGAGCGCAAGGACAAUCGACCUGAUUCAUGGAAAGCUGUAGCGGAUUCUGGUCGGGGGCGUAACUAUCAGUUUGAUUACGGGCGCCUCUCGAGGGGUUCUUCUGGUGAUAGCAUUAGUCAUGGUUCGGAUAGAAAUUCUAGGUUUAGGGAUGAGUUGCGCAGCCUUGCAUAUGCGAGACAAGAUUUUGGGGCAGCUAGGAUAGAGAGGAAUUACCAAGAACGGGGUCAGCUUAAAUCAGAAUCUAGUUCUUCUAGGGUUUUAGGGGCCGGAAAUAGGGGUAUUUCGUCAAGCUGUGGUUAUAGCAAUGAUCAAUAUCGUGCUUUGGAAGACCGUGGUAUGAUUAGGGGCUCUGCAGGUAAUGGAAGGUCUGGAAGCCAAAGAUGGGCUGCCGAUGGUGGAGUGUCUAAUGGAGGGAGGACUGCGUUCUCUCAGAAAAAAGAUGAUUACUAUCGUUCUGAGAUUGAACGGUAUUUUCCUAAUGGAAGUAGAGAGGGCAGCAAUGAAUUGAAUCGAACUCCCAAAAAACAAAUGCAAAAGAAAAGUGUUUUGUUAAGGAUUGAACAUCCAAGAUCUAGUCAAAAGGGUAGAGAGAAUGAAAGGUCUUGGAACCCGAGUUAUUAUGAUGAGAACAGGCCUAACUCAUUCAGCAAAGGUCAUCUAGUUCAGUCUGAUCGUGGAUUGGUGGAGAAGCAGAGAGGAAGAGCUCCAGUGGAUCUAGAUGUCACAUUCAAAUCGAAUGUUUUGGUUGCCAAGGCGGUAGAGUCACCACCUACGGCCGUUGUGACUUCAGGUGUUUCAGUUAUUCCUAGAUCUAGCAAAGUUAGAAGAACACUGUCAACUGAUACAGAUGAAAAAGAUUCACUAAAUGGUGGAACUGUAGAAAAAGAUUUCAAAACACAUGUGACAGAUAAGGCAUCUAGUUCUGUGGGUUUCAAACAGCCUGAAAGGCUAGUUUCUGCUUCUGAAAAGGAACCCGACACUCACUCAAGCCCAUCUUCAGUUGUUUCUAAGGAUAACAUUACUGUGGGAAAGCUUCUUGAGGGUGUUCUUUCCGAUUGCAAAGUUAAAAAUACCGAUACAAUUAUUGAAGCUUCAGUAGAUGAUGGUGCCACAAAAGUUUGUAGUUCUGCACUGUCUGGCGAAAAGGUCUCUAGUUCUGAUGAGGCUUUAAAACAGUCCAGGGAUGAAAUUGAUGCUGAACAUGAUAGCAACUUGAAGCUGUCUUCCACAGGGGAAAAUGUUUCUGAUGAGGAUAGAAGCAGACUGAAGUCUCAUGAAGAUGUCUUGGGCAGAAAGGGCACUAGCCGCGGCGCUGGAGAAAUUCUUUCUCCGGAAGCCAUGAAGAAGAAAACAAUUAUGAAGAAAAUGAUGAAAAGAGGAUCCAUGCCUAGUAUGUCGCCUGAAGCACAACCUGCAUCACUUAGUACUGAAAAAACUUCCAAGUAUUUUCAAGGAGGGGUAUGGUUUGCCGGUAUGUCGAUGCAUAUCACUGAGCCUCAACCUUUUGAAGGUAACGUAUGGAAGAAUUGUUUGAAGGGUGUAUCAUCGACACAUUUACUUUUGAAUGAAACAGAUGUUGGGUUUGGAGGAAGUAAAUCUUUAAGUUCAUCUUUAGGGGCUUUGGAUUAUGGAGGAAAAGAAUCAAAUGAGUCAUCUCCAGAAGCUGUCAUGCCCUCCAGUUGUGGUGAUGUCGUUGAUCAGUAUCUUGCCAAGGCUGUUAUAUCAAAAAGUUGUGGUAUCGGAGAAGGCAGUGAGAGGAUCUGCCAGAAGGGGGAUUCUCCAUCUUCUGAUGAUGAGUUCUCUAGAAUUUUUCCUGAGGAUUUGGGUUCUUCAGAGAAUGACAAAUGUGGCACAUUUAUUUUGGAGGCGAAUCAUGUUUCUGGGGCUAUUGUGAAUGCUAACAAUUUUAUUCUUGAGUCAAAUACCACUCCUAGCCUUGAUUCAACUAAAAAGACCAUUGUUCAGAGUGACAGUCAGGUCAGUCCAUCAUUUGGGAGUGUUUAUAUUGAAGGAUCCCUGGAAACAAUUCCUUUCAAGAAGGUUGAAGAAAGAGGCAGCAAUUUUGUCCUUGACGCAGAUAAGCAGACUAGUGUUAAUUUCAGUUCUUCAUCUUCUAAGAAUGUUGCGGGGAAAGGAUCCUGUUAUGCAUCACCUGUGGGAAGAAUCAGUGACUGUGCACCUGGAGUCUGCAGGAAUAAGGAAGGUUUGAGUGAUGAGUCAGAUUCAGUCAGGCCAUUAUCAUCUGAGUUGUGUGUAAAAUAUGUGAGUUCCAAUAAUGUUGUGCCUGAUCAGGACAUGAAUUUAGGAUCUCAUCAUCCUGCUGAGAAUUCUUUUACUGAUGUUUUGGAUAUUAGUCGUCGCAAAACUUGCUUCACAGAGUCUAAUGUCUGGCCUUGCAAAGAGACUAAUGUUAGUCAGGGUGAGUUUUCUUUGGAUCAAGAAGUGAGGGAAAGCAUGCCUAGUUCUUGUGGUAAAGUCCCUGGGUCACCAGCCCUGAUAAUUGACAACAACCUUGCAAUUGGAAAUAUCAAUGAGUCUGACAAGGACACAGUAUUGGGUCCUGAAUUCUGUUCCCCUGAGGAUCAACCAAGUUCAGAAGGAGACAUCUUGCUUGAAGAUCGUUUAGAAUGUAGAUCAUCUGAUGCAACAGGCUCUUUUUGGGAUUCCUCUGUGGAUGAUGAUCUGAUCAAAGAUUCUUCAAUGGUCAGUUCACGUUUGAUUCAUGACAAUUCAGCCAAUCUGCGUCAUCUUUCUCCCCUGCCGCCAGUAAAUGAGCAGAUGUACAAUCAAGCAUCAGUUCGCGUGAAUAGUAGCAAGUGUCAAGGUGGAAUCACAGAGAAGGAAAGUGGUAGCAUUGAAAACUUGGAGGAAUCUUCUGAGUGCAGAACUCGGGGGACUGAUAUUGACGCAAAUAGAGAAGACUCAGUGUUUCCAUGUGGUUCUUUCUCUAUCAUACCAGGGCUGACCAUUGGGCAGGCACAGACUGAAACUUCUGUUGCUGGUAUAGUUGAUAAAACUAGCACCAUUAAAGAAAGUGAGAAAGAAAAUGCGCUCUUAGAUGCUUUGCAAGAGCAAACCAUGACUUUCCAUGAAACAGAUCAGUCAGGCAAUUUCUUGGAGCUUUGUCCUUGCUCAGGUCGAACAUCACCUGGUACAGAUGCCGGAUAUUAUGAGCCUCUUGUGCCAAGCAAUCCAGAUGCAGAGUCAACUGAAAAGCAGAAUGAUGAUCCAAUGGAGAAUUUGCCUGAUGUAUUAUCUGAUGUUGAUUCUCAAGAAAAGUCACUGACAGUAGCAAAUGCUGACAUCUUGCAGGCCGAAGCACCACCAUUUGAUGGAAAGGUUUUUGGGAGUGUCGCUCUUGGUAAUUCAGAUGCACCGCCAUCCAAAUCACUCUCACAUGCUGAUGUUAAGUCUGUAUUGAUUGAUGCUAAAGAUCAUGCAAUGUCUGUACCAGCUCCUGAUUCAAAAACUAAGGCGCUUGCUUUGAGUUCUGCGAGUGAAAGAAUACCAAAGAAGGAAAGCACAUUCAACUAUGCUGUUCAGAAGAAUGGUUCCCAUUCAUCUUUUGUAGUUACAGGGAAAAGAAAUGUCAACCCUCCGACUCGUAUCACAAAACCUAAUACAUGGCAUCGGAAGCGGAAGAGUGACCCUUCUCCUUUAGCAGCUGCCAAGCCGUUGUCAUCUACUUUUUCUACUCAACUAAAAUUGCACAAAGCCACUGCACAGGUUAAUAGUAGUUACAUGCGCAAGGGGAAUAGUCUUGUUCGAAAACCCUCUCAUGGCACUCCUGCUGGGGUCUCCCUUGGCUUGCCUCCAUUAUCUCUCCAGGUGAACCAUAUGGUUGUUGAUGAAGACAACAGCGUGGGAUCUGUUGGAAGGGCUAAUGCAGAUGAGACAUCUAUUCUUGGAAAGGCAGGAGAAACUUACUCUCCUGAGAGGCAGUCAAUACUUCCUUCUGACAUCUCUAAAAUAUCAAACAGCGUUACUACUUCAGGGAAAUGCACGUUAUCUUCUGGCUUGGAUCUUAAUGGUUUCCUUGAAUCUAUCAAAGAUUCCGCUAUAUCUGAAGAAGCUGAUGUUCCGAAUUCUGGUGAGGUAAAAUCUUCUGAAAUACUAAAUCAGACAGGUAUUCCUUCAAAUUGCCAGAAGAAAGAGAAUCCUGCUAACUUGCCGACCUCAAAUCCAAGGAAAGUAUUAUAUGUUAAGAGAAAGUCAAAUCAGUUGGUUGCGGCUUCAGAUGCACUUAGUUUUUGUAAGAGUCAGAUUCCUCCCGCAGAUGGAUACUUCAAGAGAAGUAAAAACCAGCUUGUUAGAACUUCAGAUAGCCAUGUGAAGCUAGCAGUUAUGUCACCUGAUGAUGCCUUAGAUUCACAAGCUCAGGCAACUGCAAAGAUAGUUCCCAAGAGAAAUUUUAACUCGGCGUUCUCUGACGUUGCUGCAGCAAAACCGUUUAAGCGGUCGAAAUUUUCUCUUGUAUGGACGCUAAACGAUAAGCAGCCAGGUGAGGCUAAUAGACUUCAUAUGCAAUGUCAGAAGAUCUUGCCACAACUUGUUCCUUGGAAAAGAGCGACUUAUUGGAGAAAAUUAAUGAAUUCAGUCCCCGUUUUGAGAAAUGGUUCUCUUCCCACCGUUAGUCGAAAAUUGCUGCUCCUGAGAAAGAGACAUACAGUUUACACGAGAUCAAGUAAUGGGUUUUCACUUAGAAAGUCCAAAGUCUUGAGUAUCGGUGGCACACACUUAAAAUGGUCUAAGUCCAUUGAGAAGAACUCGAAGAAAGCUAAUGAGGAAGCCACUCUAGCUGUGGCUGCGUUUGCGAAGAAAAAAAGUGAAAAUUGUUCUGGACAGGAUAUUACCGGAGCAAAGAGCAUGAACCAUCUCGCACGAGAGCGCAUCUUCAGGAUUGGUUCCAUUCGCUACAAAAUGGAUCCUUCAAGGCGAACUCUUCAGAGAAUAUCUGAUGUUAAAUCACCAGGCGCUGGACCUCUGGAAUUUGGAAAGGACGUGAAGAAAUCAUUUAUUCCAAGGAGAUUGGUGAUCGGCAAUGAUGAAUAUGUCCGGGUUGGUAAUGGUAAUCAACUCGUCAGAGAUCCUAAGAAACGAACUCGUGCCUUGGCAAAUGAGAAGGUCAGAUGGAGCCUUUACAAUGUCCGGUCUCGGUUGGCUAGAAAGAAGAAGUACUGCCAGUUCUUCACUAGAUUUGGGAAAUGCAACAAGUGCAACGGAAAAUGCCCCUAUAUUCACGACCCUUCAAAAAUCGCAGUCUGCACGAAGUUUCUGAAUGGAUUGUGUACCGAUCCAAAUUGCAGAUUGACGCAUAAGGUCAUUCCAGAAAGGAUGCCGGAUUGUUCUUAUUAUCUACAAGGUUUGUGCAAUAAUGGAGCCUGUCCUUAUAGACAUGUACAUGUCAAUCCGAAUGCACCUAUAUGCGAAGGAUUUCUAAAAGGCUACUGUUCAGAUGGAAACGAGUGUCGGAAGAAGCACACAAACACCUGCCCUGUUUUCGACACGACAGGAUCUUGCCCUCAAGGAUCGAAAUGCAAACUCCACCACCCCAAGAACCGGAGCAGAAUCAGAAAAAGGAAAAGGGUGAGCGAGCCUUUGCAGAAAAAUGCAAGAGGACGUUACUUUGGCUCGUUGCUCAACGUUCUUCCCGGAGCUGAGCCAGUGUUAGCAGACAGGUCUUCUGCCAAAAACAGUGCAGAUUCCCGAGGGGAAGCUUCCGGCUUUAUCAGGCUCGAUGUUAGUGAGGAUGAAGUGGAAGAGAGCAACAGUGAUACGGUUAACGAGCGAUCGGUGUCGGGUAAUAGUGGCGAUCGAGACUCGAGGUACGAACUAAUCAGACCGGUUGGAUUGAUGCAGAGGUAGGCAAAGAUGCAACUAACCGGAUUUGGGCACAAGAGGUAAGCUUUUCUUUUUAUUUCCCUGACUAAACCUAUGCAUAUAUACAUAUAUAUACACAUCAUCUGUGUGUGUGUGUGUGUGUGUGUGUGUGUGUGUGUCUACGGGUGCGUAGUUUUUUAGCUGCAUUUGGGGUACAAGUAAGUUUAGGGUUUUGAGGGUGGUGGUAGUAGUAGUAGUAGUAGUGGGGGAGCAUACACAAGUCUUACACAGAAUUGUAUCAUAUUCAAUUUCGUCAAACAAUUCGUUAAUGAAAUUUGCUUUUACU
Tarenaya hassleriana is the source of this 6694-nucleotide messenger RNA. RefSeq lists its product as uncharacterized. Gene Ontology annotation, cellular component: nucleus. The transcript has 11 exons. Gene Ontology annotation, molecular function: metal ion binding. NCBI's taxonomy places the organism in Eukaryota, Viridiplantae, Streptophyta, Magnoliopsida, Brassicales, Cleomaceae. The record is from RefSeq and is a predicted model, not a curated record. The coding region runs from base 118 to 6393 and encodes 2091 amino acids.